GUAUUGCGAUACGUUAUGAUCUUAAUUUCGACAAUUUUUAGUCGUUCGAAUCAGCAAGAAUUGGAUAGACUAUUUAAGCGAAUUGAAUUGGAAAUAAGAGGACAUGAUAAAGCCGUAUUAAAUUCUUAUACGAAAUACUUGCAGAUGACAUGUAAGCAUCUCGAAAUAGAAAUGGGCAAAGUUAUUGUAUUACCUUAUGUUCGUUGGUUUCAAAAUUAUUUAAAAUCGAAAUUCGCGAAGAAGAAAAAUCAACUACAUUAUGAAACACGAACACAUAUAAGAAAAGUUGAUAUUAAACAUGUCACAGGAAGUACUGCAAGCACAUUUCUCGAAUAUAUCGAACGUAAUAUACCCGAAGGUGUAGCAAUGAAAGUAACGUAUUAUGAAAUAGCUCCUUUUCCAGAAACUGUGAGAAAUACAAUGGCUGAAUUAAAUGAAUCAACGAAAUAG
Dracunculus medinensis (Guinea worm) is the source of this 450-nucleotide messenger RNA. The record is from the annotation of a GenBank genome assembly. Lineage: Eukaryota; Metazoa; Nematoda; Chromadorea; Rhabditida; Dracunculidae.